AUGGCCGAAGCUAAGCAACAGUUUGAGUCGCUCUCAUUGGAGUUCAACCAACAGCAGAACAGCUUGAACGAGCUCAUCACCGCUAGAUCUCAAUUGGAGACCCAGUUCCAGGAAAACAAGAUCGUACUCACUGAGUUUGAGUCUUUGAAUGAAGACUCCAAGAUCUACAAAUUGACAGGUCCCAUUUUGCUUCCUCAAGAUUACAGUGAAGCUAAGAUGAAUGUAUCUAAGAGAAUCGAGUUUAUAGAGGGAGAGAUUUCGCGAGUUGAAACUAAGAUCUCCGACGAGGAAAAGGCCAUGGAGGCUACCAGACAGAAGUUGUUGGCUAUUAGAGCCCAGAUGGCCUAG
Messenger RNA from Scheffersomyces stipitis CBS 6054, 348 nucleotides. It is a transcript of the gene YKE2, whose product is annotated as tubulin-binding prefolding complex subunit. Gene Ontology annotation, cellular component: cytoplasm; prefoldin complex. The transcript has a single exon. Gene Ontology annotation, biological process: chaperone-mediated protein complex assembly; protein folding. The record is from RefSeq and is a predicted model, not a curated record. Gene Ontology annotation, molecular function: protein-folding chaperone binding. Lineage: Eukaryota; Fungi; Ascomycota; Pichiomycetes; Serinales; Debaryomycetaceae. The coding region runs from base 1 to 348 and encodes 115 amino acids.